AUGGCCGACCAAGAACCCACCACCCCCCUCGCGCUCCCGCCCGGGCUGUCGCCCGAUCAGCUCGACAUCAUGACGGAGCUGUCCUCCCUCCUCGCCCGACUGCGCGCCCCCGUCACCCUGCCCGGCACCUCGACCACGGGCCAGACACCCGCCGCUCCCACCCCAUCACAGCAACCGUCCGGGAGCCAAUCGCAGUCGCAAUCCCAGCCCUUGCCGCCGCCGCCGCCGUCAUCAUCUUCGGCAGCAGCGGCGGCCGCAGCAGCAGCAGCGACACAGUCCCAAGGCAGCAGCAGCAACAGCACCGCCGUCGGCGACAUAUCCCUACGCGACUUCCCCGCCAGCACCGAUCACUUGCGCCUCAAGCUGCAAGAGGCCAAGGCCGUGGUCCUGGCGCUGCCCGACAUGGACAAGAGCGUUGCGCAGCAGGAGGCCGAGAUUCGUCAAUUGGAGGACCGCAUCAGGCGACAGCAUGAACAGCUCGCCGCACUGCGGGAGAAGGGGAACGCAUUCGCGACCACGGAUCGGAUGGAGGAGUAG
This is a messenger RNA of Pestalotiopsis fici W106-1, 537 nucleotides long. RefSeq lists its product as uncharacterized. The transcript has a single exon. Bases 1 to 537 code for a protein of 178 amino acids. Gene Ontology annotation, cellular component: mediator complex. Gene Ontology annotation, biological process: regulation of transcription by RNA polymerase II. Gene Ontology annotation, molecular function: transcription coregulator activity. NCBI's taxonomy places the organism in Eukaryota, Fungi, Ascomycota, Sordariomycetes, Amphisphaeriales, Sporocadaceae. The record is from RefSeq and is a predicted model, not a curated record.